Molecule: messenger RNA, 1834 nt
Organism: Tachysurus vachellii
Lineage: Eukaryota; Metazoa; Chordata; Actinopteri; Siluriformes; Bagridae
Gene: zc2hc1a
Product: zinc finger, C2HC-type containing 1A
Exons: 9
Coding region: 68-1039 (323 amino acids)
Source: RefSeq, a predicted model, not a curated record
UGGGCGUGUCUUUGGCGAGGCUGGUGGAUGCUCGUUGCUACAGCAGCAGCUGUUUUCACUGAGAAAGAUGGAUGAACUUGACGAAUCUGUGCCCGCUGGCGACGAGCUGCAGUCGUGUAAAGUGUGUGGGAGAACUUUUUUCUCAAGAGUCCUCAAAAAGCACAUGACCAUCUGCCAGAAAGUCGCGACGAAGAGAAGGAAGGCGUUCGACUCGAGCAGGCAGAGAGCCGAGGGCACCGAUAUCUCCACCGUGAAACCGAUCAAGCCGAAGCCCGAAGCACCCAAGAAACCGUCCAACUGGCGUCGAAAGCAUGAGGAUUUCAUCGCCACCAUCCGCGCUGCCAAGGGCCUGAGCCAAGUGAUGAAAGACGGUGGCCCUCUUCCCCCGCCCCCUCCUCCGUCCUACGACCCAGAUUAUAUCCAGUGCCCGUACUGUCAGAGGCGGUUCAGCGAGAACGCGGCUGAGCGCCACAUCAAAUUCUGUAAGGAGCAAGCGGCCCGCAUUACCAACAAGGCCAAAUUACCCGGAAAUGACAAAGCCAAGCCUCCUCCAUCCAGGAUACAGUCCAAACCUGCCCCGGUGAAGAAAGCGUGUCCUGUAACUUCCACACCUUCCGCGUCUUCGACGUCUUCUUCGUCUUCCUCUCGCCUGCCUCAGCGUCCGGUCUACGGACAGAGCGGAGGGACCGGCAUUAAAAGUCCCGCAAGCUUGGUGAGGAAUGCGACGGCGUCAGCUCCUUUCUCUCCGUCCCGCCCAAACACUGUAGGAGUCACCAGUCCUCCUUCUGGGGUUAACACCAAACCUAAAGGCUUAGUUACCCCGACUUCACUGAAGAGCACGUCCUACGGAGGAGGAACGAAUAAAAAGAAGGUCUACAGUGCUAACAACUAUAAUUCAAGGAACGAGGUGAAAAACAACGACAGUGAUGUGGACUUUUCCACACAGGAGACCAAGUUCUGCCAUGAGUGUGGAACUAAGUACCCGGUGGACUGGGCCAAGUUCUGCUGUGAAUGCGGGGUGAGGAGGAUGUGCAUUUAGAGAGGGAGAGACAGAGAGAGAGACAGACAGACUGAAUUUCUCCUUUUUCCAGCCAUCACACUCGUGCCCAUUAAUUCGAGUCCUUCUCUAUUUAUUUCUGUGUCUUUGCCUUGUUUUGCUCCGCUUGUGUUUUUUUUUUUUAUCGAAGUGCAAUAUUAUAAACUACUGAUUUAUUUUUAGAUCAGAAUUUCCCCGGUGUAGAAUUCAUUUCAAAACCCGAUUCUAUUUCAAACCUGACGUCAAUCAAAUCCGACAGAGCACCGUGAUUUUAAUUUAUAUUUUUUAUUAACGCAGACACAGUUAGAAGCCGUUCACCUUCGUACUUUAUGUUCUGUUAUUAUUUUUGUAAAGUUCUUCAUACUUGUUUAUCUCGACGUUUCGUGCCUCGUAUGCACGAGUUACUCGCGCUAGACAGAAGCGACAGGAUCACGGCUCGCAGCUCGAUCGCGAUCCGCAGACGUAUUCUGACGCUUAGAAAAACGCAACCCGAAGGGAAAAAUAGCUGAUGAUUUUAGAUUUCACCGCAUGAUCCACCUGGUCAAAAUCGUACGAAGUUCUCCAGCCUCCACGCCUUUAUAAUCCCACCGCUGCUUCUCAGCCAGUAGGUCACGUAAGCUAAAGCUCCGUAUAUAUAAACCCCGUGUGACCGAUUAACCCCCCGGUGUCGUUAUAGCCGAACACUAACGACGGCGUGUCGCUCACGAGCGUACGAGCCGUGCGUAUCGUUUCUGACGCCGCAUUCGCCGCUGUAUAUGCAGAAUGUCACGUGAAUAAACAUUCAUGCGAGUGACGAAA